Messenger RNA from Dermacentor andersoni, 2406 nucleotides. NCBI's taxonomy places the organism in Eukaryota, Metazoa, Arthropoda, Arachnida, Ixodida, Ixodidae. The record is from RefSeq and is a predicted model, not a curated record.
AGUUGUGAUGGUACAAGUACAAACUUCAGUUGUGGUCAAAUAAUACUUGGAUGUAGUGGUUCUCUGCUUGCUCGUCCACACUAUUCGGGUUCUUUCGCGUGUUGCCGUUAGAUCCCGCUAUUACUAUCGAUACAGUACAGCAGGCAGUGCCUUAGUUAUGUGAUAAGUUAUUUCAGCGCGGGCUACUUUUUUUUUUUCCUGGCAGGCUAUGUCUGAGUUGUGCGAUAUUUUAUCUCUCCACUACUUUCCCUUUUCGAAUUUGUUUGAUUUCGUCUUUUAUUAACACCUAUUGCUCACCGUUCUUUAUUUUGGUGCUAUAAAUAGCCAACCGUUCGGUGGCGUUUUUUCUCAGGUUCUGAUCAUUUAAUAAACAACAACCAUGACAAACGCAUAUUUUGCGCUGUACGUGCUUCGAAUAUGAGCUCCCACCAAUAUUCCCAACUUGCAGUUUUGACAUCAUGCAUUUCUUUCAUGCUUUAACUCCCUUCUUUCUCUUACCCUUAUCCUUUCCCCCACCAUACGGUAGCCAACCGGACUCUCGACUGGUUAACAUCCCUGCCUUCCUUGUAUCCCCCUCUCUCUGUUAACGAAACUUGCAGGAAAGCGAGCGCUGCUGGCUCGCUUGUACGGGAAGGCAUUACCUGGGACGCUCACCGCCAUCAUGGGUCCAUCAGGAGCUGGCAAGACCUCGCUUCUCAAUGUCCUUUCCGGUCACUACCACGAAGGUUACGACGGUGAAGUUCACGUCAACGGCUAUCUGCGAGAUGUGAAGCUGUUCAACAUGCAGAGUUGCUACGUCAUGCAGGACGAUUGCUUACUGCAAGAUCUGACAGUACGUGAAGCCCUCAUCAUGAGUAUAGAGCUCAGAACCUCGUCGAAUGGAGGCGAACCCAUAUCCAAUCUCGUAAGUGAAGUGAUCCAGCGUUGGGGACUCGAAGAAUGCGCAGAUACAUUGACUAGGCAUCUUUCUGGUGGGGAGAAAAAGCGCCUCGCCAUUUCACAAGAGCUCAUCAGCAAUCCAUCGGUGAUAUUUCUCGACGAACCUACCAGUGGCCUGGACAGCAGCUCAGCGCUGCGCUGCGUCCGAGUGCUCAAAUCGCUCGCUGAAUCAGGACGCACAGUGGUGUGCUCGAUUCACAACCCGAGUGCUCGACUGUUUUCACAUUUUGACAACCUUUACAUGCUUUCGGGAGGAAGGUGCAUCUACAGCGGCUCAGUGGAGCAGCUAGUGCCAUUCUUGGAGUCUCAAGACAUCCACUGCCCGGUGAACAACAGCCCAUCUGAUUUCAUUACGGAGAUAGCGUCUGGCGAACACGGAGAAUUGACAACCAAGUUAUCAGGCUUCUUUGUCCCUGAUGAUUGUUCCAUAAUUAACGAAAACUUGAAUGGUUCGUUGCUUCUCACGAACUACGGUGGACGAAUAAUGAGCGUUAAGGAGAAGGAGGAAGUCAAACGGCAGCAUGAAGUACGAGUGAGAUACUGCAAUCAGUUCAAGACUCUCCUGAAGAGGAGUUUCUUCUGCGUAAUGAGAAACAAGGCCACUUGUGGCACUCGCCUGCUGGUCAUGCUGUUCUUCGCCCUUCUGCUCUCCAUUAUGUACUACGACUCCGGUAACCGGGCAACGCAAAUGCGUGAAACGAUCACAAUGUACCUCGUGGCGAUGCUGAUGCUGCUCUUCGCAUACGCUGGCGCGACUUUCAUAACAUUUCCUCUGGAGGUCGACGUUCUGUUGAGGGAGCAGAGAAACUGCUGGUACUGCCCAAGUUUGUAUUUUGUGGCACGAAUACUUUCGGAAGUGCCGCUCACGAUUGCUGGCCCCGUGAUCAUGAUGACUAUUGUACACUGGAUGACGUCUCAGCCUAUGGAGUUCUGGCGCCUUGCCAUCGUCAUACUUUUCUCCAUCCAGUUUGCUUCCACGAGUGAAAGCAUUGGUUACGUCUCGUCCGCUUCGUUCAGUCUUGAGGUUGCUACGCUGGUUGGACUGCCCGCUGCGACUCCGUCAUUUUUGUUUUGCGGCUACUUCGUGCGGCCUCGAUAUCUGUUCCCGGCCAUCAGGUGGCUCACGUACACCUCGCACUUGUACUACGUUCUCCGUGGCAUCAUGGUCGCCUUGUACGGUGGGGGACGCGGCGAGCUAAAGUGCGACGAACGGGACGCCGACGUGCUUUGUGUCCCCGUCGAGGGUGAGGCGGUGCUAGACAUGAUGGAGGCGAAGGACGUGGACCUGCUUGCUCACUCGUUGACUGUGUUCGCUAUAGACAUCUUCUUGAAAAUUAUCGCAUUCGCUCUCCUUAAGUGGCGAUUACGGCGCAAAAAGUGAGUGCUGCUUCGCUGUAUUAAAAGCUUGAGUGUUACUGGGCCUUCUACAAAUUAAAACAUGUGGCUUAAAAAAGAAGAAAAAAAGAA